UGGUUUUGCGCUGCUCAUACAGUGUGGACAUUGGCAGUGGUCUCAAAUUGAAGCCUUCUGACUCUGAGUUCCCAUUUUCUCUCUAAGGUUCGAUCGCUUCUCUCUUUAACUUUUUUUCUUUUACCUUUCACAAUCCAUUAAUCCAUUUUCAUCCGUCCAUUAAUUCUUCUUCCCUUACGCAUUUUACACGCUUUUUUUCGAAUUAUUAAUGGCUUGAAAAUCGUUGGUUUCUACAUAAGCUUCGUGAAUUCUCUCUGCCGGGUGUGGUGGAAAAAGUGAAAUAUGGCAGAAGUGAGUUUGGGAAUUCUGAUUGAUAUUGUUGACGAAGAAUGGAUGAGAGACACUCUCCCGGAUGAUGAUCUCCCACUCUCCCCAACCCUAGUUGUUCGGACAGAUGAUACCGAGGACCCAAAUCAGGAGACACAAGAAGUUAAUGCGGAUGCUUGGCACGAUCUUGCCUUAGGCCAAGAAUAGAAAGUUGAUUAGUUUCAUGCUUUGGAGUAGGUUUGAGACAAUGAUGCUUCUUGUUACUGAACUACGUGCCAUCCUUCCUAUUUCUUGGAUAAAUUUUAUGCUUCAAUUUUAUGAACCAGUUCAUGUGAUGUCAUUGCCCAUGGAUUGCUGUCACUAGAAGUACCUUGUAUAGUUGUAUUGCCGGUUAAUAGAAACCAGCACUUGAUAAUGCAUUUUGGCAUGUUUAUUAGAUUUUUUGUUCAAGUAAUAUCUUUAAUAAAGUAAGCAGAAAAUAUUGUAUCUU
Arachis ipaensis is the source of this 757-nucleotide messenger RNA. RefSeq names its product bonsai (gene BNS). NCBI's taxonomy places the organism in Eukaryota, Viridiplantae, Streptophyta, Magnoliopsida, Fabales, Fabaceae. Gene Ontology annotation, biological process: protein K11-linked ubiquitination. Gene Ontology annotation, cellular component: anaphase-promoting complex. The record is from RefSeq and is a predicted model, not a curated record.